CGAAAGUAAUUUGAGCCAUGACGACAUCCUGUUCUUACAAAACCACUUUGUGGACAUUUGUACGAUCCAGAGCGAAGAUUUCAAGAAAAGCGACGAAAUAACGAAAUAACCGAAAAAAUACGAGCCCAGAGUGACGGUCUCAGGAUGGAGGUGGACGUGGAGCCUGGGAGCAGCUCUGAGACGACUCCGAGGAGGGACAGUGACCCUCACCUGACCCCGCCAGUAACAAUGGACAGUAAUAACACUGUCCAUGUUGUGUCUUUUAGGAAGACCAGACUAAGACCUGGUCCCAGCCUCGAGUCUCUGAAGAGCAACAUGUCCAAAGACUUUGGUUUAGACUUUAGAAGGACGCCCUUCCCAGAACCUGGUCCCAGCCUCGAGUCUCUGAAGAGCAACAUGUCCAAAGACUUCGGCUUAGACUUUAGAAGGAGGAUCAUCCCAGAACCUGGUCCCGUCUGUGAGUCUCUGAAGAGCGACAUGUCCAAAGACUUUGGUUUAGACUUUAAAAGGAGGAUCAUCCCAGAACCUGGUCCCAGCCUCGAGUCUCUGAAGAGCAACAUGUCCAAAGACUUUGGUUUAGACUUUAAAAGAGACGAUCUGGAGCAGAACAGAGGAAAUCUACAGACUCAGCAGGACGCGCAGGAGGAGGAAAUCACACGCUUGUUGACAAAGCUUAAUCCUGAGGAGAAGCACCGCAAAGAAGUUUUACAGAACACGUCCUUCGAGCUGGAGCCGCAGGGGAGCACAGUGGAGGAGUGCGGCGUCGACCUGAGGAGGCAUCUGCAGCGGAGGUUCAGCCGUGUGUUUGAGGGCGUGGCUAAAGCAGGAAGCCCUGCCCCCCUGAACCAGAUCUACACAGAUCUCUACAUCACAGAGGGAGGGACCGCAGGAGUCAACCAAGAACAUGAGGUCAUCAACAUCGAGAACUUCUCCAUGAAACCAGCAGAAACGACAAUCACAUGUGAAGACAUGUUUAAAGGGCCUCCUGACUCACAGGGGCCAAUCAGGACGGUGCUGACGAAGGGCGUGGCCGGCAUCGGGAAAACAGUGCUGACUCAGAAGUUGAGUCUGGACUGGGCUGAAGGCCGGGCCCACCAGGACCUCCAGCUGCUGUUCCCGUUCACUUUCAGAGAGCUCAAUGUGCUCAGAGACACACAGUUCAGCCUGGUGGAGCUGCUGCACCACUUCUUCAGUCCAUCCAAACAUCUCUGCAGCUUUGAAGACCUCCAGGUGCUCUUCAUCUUUGACGGUCUGGACGAGUGCAGACUUCCUCUGGACUUCAGCCAAACCCGAUUCCUGAGCGACCCCACAGAGUCCACCUCAGUGCACGUGCUGCUGGUGAACCUCAUCAGGGGGAGCCUGCUUCCCUCCGCUCGCCUCUGGAUAACCACGCGCCCCGCCGCGGCCAAUCAGAUCCCUGCAUGGUGCGUCUCCAUGGUGACAGAGGUCAGAGGGUUCACCGACCCACAGAAGGAGCAGUACUUAAGAAAGAGGUUCAGUGAUGAACAUAAGUCCACAGCCAUCAUCUCUCACAUCAAGAGCAUCCGCAGCCUCCACAUCAUGAGCCACCUGCCGAUCUUCUGCUGGAUCCUCUCCACAGUUCUACAGAAGCUUCUGGAACAAACAAAACCAGAGCUGCCCCAAACUCUCACACAGAUGUACGUCCACUUCCUGGUGGUGCAGGCCAAAGUCAAAAACAUCAAGUAUCACCAGGGAUCAGGGGAGGACCUUCACUGGACUCCAGAGACCAGGGAGAUGGUGAAGUCUCUGGGGAAACUGGCCUUUGAGCAGCUGCAGAAAGGAAACCUGAUCUUCUACGAGAGUGACCUGAGCGAGUGUGGGCUGGACGCUGCAGCGGCCUCAGUGUACUCCGGAGUGUUCACACAGAUCUUUAGAGAGGAGCCAGGCCUGUACCAGGACAAGGUCUACUGCUUCAUCCAUCUGAGUGUGCAGGAGUUUCUGGCGGCUCUUCACGUCCAUCAGACCUUCUUCAGCUCUGGAGUGAACCUUCUGUCCUCACCUCACUCCUCUGAGAGCCCAGACCCUGAGGCAGACUUCUACCGCUCUGCUGUGGACCAGACCUUACAGAGUCCAAACGGACACCUGGACCUGUUCCUGCGCUUCCUCCUGGGGCUGUCUCUGCCGACCAAUCAGAGGCUGCUGCAGGGUCUGCUGACUCACACAGGAAGUGACCGGACAAAUCAGGAGACAGUAAAGUACAUCAAACAGAAGCUGGAUGAAGAGGGUCUGUCUGCAGAGAGAAGAAUGAACCUGCUCCACUGUCUGAACGAGCUCAACGACCACAGUCUGGUGCAGGAGGUCCAGAGCUUCAUGAAAAACGGACGUCUUUCUCAUUACCAACUGUCUCCAGCUCAGUGGUCGGCUGUGUCCUUCUUCUUAUUGUGCUCUGAUCUGAGCGAGUUUGACCUGAAGCAAUAUCGUUCUUCUGAAACUGCUCUGCUGAAGCUGAUGCGGGUGGUCAAAGCCUCCACCAAAGCCAUUCUGUCCAGCUGUAACCUGACGGAGCUCAGCUGUGCUCCUCUGGCCUCAGUCCUCAGCUCCUCCAGUCUCACACAUCUGGAUCUCAGUAACAACGACCUCCAGGACUCAGGAGUGGAGCUGCUGUGUUCUGGGCUGAAGAGCGCCCCCUGCAGACUGGAGACGCUCAGUCUGUCUGGAUGUCUGGUGUCAGAGAGCGGCGGCGCUGCUCUGGCCUCAGCUCUGAGCUCCGUCCCGUCCCACCUCAGAGAGUUCGACCUGAGCUACAACCAUCCAGGACCCUCAGCAAAGCUCCUGAGCGCUCUACAGGACCAGCGCCCCCUGCUGUCUGUCAGGUUGGAUCCUGCAGGAGAACAGUGGAUGGUUCCGGGUCUGAGGAAGUAUUUGUGUGACGUGUCUUUGGAGCCUAACUCGGCUCACAGGAGACUCGUGGUGUCUGCAGACAGACUCACAGUGACACAUGAGGAGGACGAGGAGCAGGAGGAAGAGCAGAGUCCAGAUCAUGAGGACAGGUUCCUCCUCUGGCCUCAGGUCCGGAGCUCGUCUGGCCUGAGGGGGCGCUGUUUCUGGGAGGUGCAGUGGAGGGGCUGGGUGGACGUGGCAGUGACGUACAGACCCACAGGAGACACAGAGGAGAAGUUUGGACAGAGUCAUCAGUCCUGGAGUCUGAGGAUCAAGGACAGAAAGUUUUAUGUGUGUCACAACGACACAGAGAUCUUAGUCAUGUCCAACGGGAGCAACAUGUCCAGUCAGGAGGGCGUGUCCUCAGGCCGAGUGGGCGUGUCCUCAGGCCGAGUGGGCGUGUCCUCAGGCCGAGUGGGCGUGUCCUCAGGCCGAGUGGGCGUGUACCUGGACUCUGACGCUGGAUCCGUGUCUUUCUACCAGGUUUUCACUAACAACAAACUGUCUCACCUCCACACCUUCAGCAUCGCUCUGGACUCUGAGCUCCUGUUCCCCGGGUUUCACCUCUCGUACCCGGGGUCGUCUGUGAGGAUCUGCAGAUGAGAGAUCCUCCAGGAGAUUAGACUAGAUCAGCUUUGCACCACUAACCAUUUAAUAUCGCUCAUGAUUAUUACACGUACUAACAGCUGUAAGAAAGGAAGAGCCGGUGGCCGAGCGAAGCAGCACGGGGCCCCGGAACAAGUCUAGUGGUGGGUGAUGGGCCCUCAAAGUGUCACGAGUCGCUCCUCACAGCAACAACGUCCCAGGUUCACUUCUUGGGUCCAACUCCUGGUCAUGUGGGCCCUUCGUGUGUGCUGUGGGCCCUUCGUGUGUGCUGUGGGCCCUUCGUGUGUGCUGUGGGCCCUUAGGGCCCUUAGUACAAAUUGAAUGUAGGUGUCUGUGUGUAGAGUGAAGAGACAAGGCUGCUAAGAGCAGCGUUUGUGGUUUUUAGUUUGUGUUUGCUCAAAAUAUGUACAGAUCCAUCCCUGUUUAAAUCAGCUUUAAAUCCAGCAUCAGUCCCUGAGCUGCAGAGGCCGCACUAGCACUGACUCAGGAUCAGAUCAGAGGCAGUUUUGGUUUAAGGCCAAUGCUUUAUAAAACACAUAUUACACACAUGUAUUUAUUAUUUAACACUUAAUACUUUCACUACUACUACUACUACUACUAGUAAUAAUACUACUACUACUACUACGACUAUUAGAAAUGUAUAAUAAUGUAAAGAUGCAUUGGCCUUGUGUUUUUUUAGAAAACUUUGAGAAGAGUGAGUUCUGUGUUUUGGAAAUGGGAUUGUGACUUUUUUGUAUUUGUAGUUUUGUGAAACGGUGUUUUUUUGUGUGGCCUUCGUAAGUGACCGUGAGAACAGACAGACGUGCUGAGAGAAGGAAAAUCUGAGUUGAAAAUGGUUUUGUUUUUCCUGAGAGAACCAGGGGAGAGGGUCUUUUUUUUUUUUAAGUGCAAUUAAACUGUAUUAAUAAAUGGUUUGUAAAGAGCAAGAA
Molecule: messenger RNA, 4436 nt
Organism: Boleophthalmus pectinirostris (great blue-spotted mudskipper)
Lineage: Eukaryota; Metazoa; Chordata; Actinopteri; Gobiiformes; Gobiidae
Product: protein NLRC3-like
Exons: 12
Coding region: 145-3504 (1119 amino acids)
Molecular function (GO): protein binding
Source: RefSeq, a predicted model, not a curated record